AUGAAAUGCUCUCGAAACCCUCUUAUCCCCAACCAAAGACCAGGCACACAGUGUUGCUACUUGGACAUCGGUGAAUGUCCAAACAGUGAUUGGCUGGCACUGGACAUUUUGGAGCAAGACCUGAAAUUGGACCGCCUGAAGUAUUGCUACCCCAUGCCCAAAUCAAGAUUUAACCAUUUCCUCUUCUAUCUGCUGCUGGAGUGUGCUCUCCUCAAGGACAGGAACCAGGUGAAGCAGCAGCAAGGCCGGGCCCCAGGAACCAGCCGGGAACUGCCUUCCCUUUUCCUCAAUGGGAACGAUUUUGCCUCAAAAACAGAGGACAGGGAUUACCCCUGCUCUCCUCCCCCAGCCACAGGCACAAAGGCAGAGCGGUGUGACGGGCAGCUUCUUUGGCUCCGCCCUCUCUCUUUUCCCCCAAACACUGAACAGAUUCCCAGCUCCCGCAGGACAGGAGUCACCUCAGACAGCGCACACGCGGGACACACGGUCCCCAGCCCGGGGCACCUCUGUGCCAACAUGGCCCAGACAGGUGUCUCCCUCCGCAUCCCUGGGUACCUCACCUCUGCCCCGCAAGCCACCCUGCUCCUCAGCCUGGUCCUGGCCUCCUUCCACGCGGCCUGCAGUACAGAAACCAGCGGCGGCAACUCAACCCUGAGUACACACCCUGGGACCCUGGAGCAGUGUGCCAACGUCGACUUCUGCCCACUAGCCUCCCUGUGUUGCCGAGCUUCGGUGGAUGAAUAUGGCUGGAUUGCGGCGGCGGUUGGCUGGAGUCUCUGGUUCCUCACCCUCAUCUUGCUCUGUGUGGACAAGCUGAUGAAGCUAACCCCAGAGGAGCCCAAGGACCUGGCGGCAUGAGCACAGAGCCGUGGCCCCAGGGAUGGCUAUUCCUACCGCGUGUGGGUAACAGGGAGGGGCAGGAGCCUUCCAGAAGCUUCUGUCACUUUAAAGUCGCUUGCUCCUCGAA
Peromyscus leucopus (white-footed mouse) is the source of this 967-nucleotide messenger RNA. It is a transcript of the gene Tmem213, whose product is annotated as transmembrane protein 213. The transcript has 5 exons. The record is from RefSeq and is a predicted model, not a curated record. NCBI's taxonomy places the organism in Eukaryota, Metazoa, Chordata, Mammalia, Rodentia, Cricetidae. Bases 1 to 858 code for a protein of 285 amino acids.